Babesia microti strain RI is the source of this 1029-nucleotide messenger RNA. RefSeq names its product BRX1, BRIX1, ribosome biogenesis protein BRX1. NCBI's taxonomy places the organism in Eukaryota, Apicomplexa, Aconoidasida, Piroplasmida, Babesiidae. The transcript has 7 exons. Gene Ontology annotation, biological process: ribosomal large subunit assembly; rRNA processing. Gene Ontology annotation, cellular component: nucleolus. The coding region runs from base 1 to 1029 and encodes 342 amino acids. Gene Ontology annotation, molecular function: rRNA binding. The record is from RefSeq and is a predicted model, not a curated record.
AUGUCUAGGUGCGAGAAGAAGAAACAACUUUUUUCAAAGGCUGAAAAGCUUGAGAAAGAUUUAAAUAACCUUGAAAAGCAAAGAAUAUCAGCCCAGGAAAAUGCUAAGCAUAAUGAUAAGCUCAUUGCUGAAAAACUUGCUAGUGAAGUGGAAGGCCUAGCCGAGUUAGGUGAUAUAGAUGACGAUCCUUAUUUGCUGGAAGAUGCAGAAUACAUUAAAAAGGCUUCUGACUGGAAGAAUAAGCAGAGGGUUUUGUUAUUUUGCAGCAGAGGUGUUACUAGUAUUGCUAGGCAUUUGCUCAGUGAUUUAAAGAUCCUAAUUCCUCAUCAUGUCUCUGAGCAUAAAUGGGAAAAGCGUGAUGGAUACUAUGGAAUUAAUGAACUAUGUGAACUAAACAAUUGUAACAAUGUACUCUACAUUGAAUCAAGAAAGGUUGACUUGUAUCUUUGGUUAGCAAAAUCUCCUAAUGGACCUACAAUUAAGUUCCAUCUACUUAAUAUACAUACUUUGGGUGAAAUGCAUUUCUCAGGAAAUUCAAUAUUAUAUUCGAGGCCAUUGAUUAUAUUUGAUAAAAAUUUCACUAGUGAUGUUACUUUGAGAUUGUUUCGCGAAGUGCUUUUACAUGUUUUUGGUACUCCAAGGAAUCACCCAAAAAGUAAACCAUUUUUCGACCAUUGCAUCGCAUUUUACUACCUCGAUAAUCGUAUUUUCAUGAGACAUUAUCAGAUAUCUCCUAGUAGUGAAAUUGAUGCUAAUAAACCUAACAAACAAAUACUGACAGAAAUAGGACCUCGAUUUGUUCUAGAACCCAUUAGUAUCCUUUCAGGUUCAUUUUCUGGAUCUCUAUUGUGGAGUUCAUCAACAUAUGUUUCACCAAACAAAAUCCGCGCUAUGAUGAAAAAGAAACAUGCCAAUAAGUAUCUGUCGCGUAAUUUGAUGGAAUCCACCACGAAGAUGCGGAAGGAAUUGAUUGACAAUUCUGUUCCAGAAGAUGAAACAUCAUUUAAUAAUGUGUUCACUGUGCAGUAG